Messenger RNA from Olea europaea var. sylvestris, 1758 nucleotides. RefSeq names its product vacuolar cation/proton exchanger 2-like. The transcript has 8 exons. Gene Ontology annotation, cellular component: plant-type vacuole membrane. Gene Ontology annotation, biological process: intracellular calcium ion homeostasis; calcium ion transmembrane transport. The coding region runs from base 328 to 1317 and encodes 329 amino acids. Lineage: Eukaryota; Viridiplantae; Streptophyta; Magnoliopsida; Lamiales; Oleaceae. Gene Ontology annotation, molecular function: calcium:proton antiporter activity. The record is from RefSeq and is a predicted model, not a curated record.
UUAGAUGAUGUUUCUGCGAAACAUCCUUCCCCAUCUUGCUGCCGUGCUGGUCCCAUAAAAUUCAUUCACAUCUAUUAUCCCACCUCAAGAACAGAGACCUAUCUCCAAAUCUGUUGAAAGGAACUUCCCUCUAUACUUCUUCGACUACUAUCUGUACGUACAUGUAUGUCUAGUAUUUAUGUUAAGAAAAUAUUUGGGUAAUUUGGUGGGUUCAAAUUUUGGAUCAGUUAAAAGCAAGAAUCUUUGUUGACAUCAGAAAGUUGCAGUGAUACUAUGGUCAAGCAUUGUAUGUCAUUACAUUGAGGGAAAUUGCCUGGGUUAGACGAUAUGGUAUCUAUCGAGGAAAAGGUCGACCUUGAAUCUGAUGAGGAGACACCAUUGAACUCAACUCAGCCAACAAACAAAAGGCAAUCUUUCAAUUUUGAGGCAAAUCAUGUCAUUUCUCCCUCGAAAGUUUCCUCUUCAUCUGUCCUUAGAAAGAUACAGCGGAUCAGUCUGCUUAGGAGUAUUUAUGUUGUUUUAUUCAAAGCAAAGAUAAACGUUUUGCUUCCAUUUGGGCCGAUUGCAAUAACGCUGCACUAUCUUAGCAAGAAACAUGGGUUUGUCUUCUUCUUCAGCUUAGUGGGUAUUACGCCCUUGGCGGAGCGUCUGGGUUAUGCGACUGAACAGCUUGCAUUCUAUACGGGACCUACAGUUGGAGGCCUUCUAAACGCAACCUUUGGCAACGCUACGGAGAUGAUAAUUUCGAUAUAUGCGUUGAAGAAUGGUAUGAUGAGGGUCGUUCAGCAGUCAUUACUGGGUUCCAUCUUGUCCAAUAUGCUGUUGGUGCUUGGAUGUGCCUUCUUCUGUGGUGGGGUGGUUCAUAAACAUAAAGUACAGAAUUUUAAUAAGGCAGCUGCUCUGGUGAACUCAGGAUUGCUAUUAAUGGCCGUCAUGGGUUUAUUAUUUCCAGCAGUUCUGCACUUUACUCAUACAGAAGUGCAUAAAGGCAAGUCAGAGCUAGCUCUUUCACGAUUUAGCAGCUGCAUAAUGCUGAUUGCAUAUGCAAGCUAUCUUUUCUUUCAGCUCAAGAGUCAAACAAAUCUUUAUAGUUCUGUUGAUGAGCCGAGGGAGAAUAAUGAAGAAGAUUCUGUAGAAGAUGAGGCCCCUGAGAUUACCCAGUGGGAAGCAAUUGGGUGGCUUGCUAUGCUGACACUGUCCAUAUCAGUUUUGUCUGGGUAUCUAGUUGAUGCCAUACAGGUUAUAUACUACAUUCUCUCCCAAACUUCCGCCCGCCAAAAAAAAAAAAGGAUGAACGAUGAGACAAAAAAAGACUAGUACUGUCACAAUGCAUUAAAGCAUAAACUCUUUUGCUAACCUUAAUGAAAUAUCAUAUAACUUUGUAGCUGACCUAAUGAUUUUUUACCCGUGUUACUUAUGCAAUAUCGAUAAAAGUAAUAAUGACAGCAAGUUUUUCUUUAAUAAAUUAAGACAUGAGUUUGAGCUACGCCUUUGUCAUAUUUCUGCUCUACUAUUUGUAGACGUAAAAAUGUUGUUAAAAUAUGCAUUAGACUGGUAAGGUAGUCUUUGGAUCAUUAUAUUGAACAAUUAUGAGGUUUUCCUAGGUUUUAUUAGCCUAUGCCCAUGUAAUAGUACCUAGAGAAGAGAGAGGGGAGAGUGGAUGAGGAGGUUCAGAUUGGAGAUCUUUGCAGCACAGCCCUCAUUCCCUUGGUACAAAAGCCUUGAUUUGUCUCCAUCUUCAAUUAACUACUUAGAAGC